Molecule: messenger RNA, 1139 nt
Organism: Elgaria multicarinata webbii
Lineage: Eukaryota; Metazoa; Chordata; Lepidosauria; Squamata; Anguidae
Gene: ARL4D
Product: ADP ribosylation factor like GTPase 4D
Exons: 2
Coding region: 170-763 (197 amino acids)
Biological process (GO): intracellular protein transport; vesicle-mediated transport
Cellular component (GO): plasma membrane; cytoplasm
Molecular function (GO): GTP binding; GTPase activity
Source: RefSeq, a predicted model, not a curated record
GCUGAGCUCGGCGGGCGGCCGUUGCGGUUGCGGAGCUGGACGAUGGGGGCGAGGACGGCGAGACUGCCGCGGCUCCUGCUCGGGGAUAAGAUGGAGGUUUGCUACUGCCGUGAGCAGUGAUAACCCAGCUACCGGCAUUCUUCAAGGAUUGUUGCCAAGGCAGUGGACUAUGGGGAACCAGAUGGCACCGUUGCCUCCUUUCCUGCCCCACUUGCAAGCGCUGCAUGUGGUGGUGGUUGGUCUGGAUGCGGCUGGCAAAACAUCGCUGCUGUACCACCUGAAGUUCCAAGAGUUUGUUAAGAGUGCACCUACCAAAGGCUUCAAUAUGGAGAAGAUCCGGGUGCCGCUGGUUGGCUCCCGCACCAUCACUUUCCAAGUGUGGGAUGUGGGUGGCCAAGAGAAGCUGCGCCCACUCUGGAGGUCCUACAUGCGCCGUACGGACGGGGUUGUUUUUGUGGUGGACUCUGCGGAGGUUGAGCGCCUGGAGGAGGCCCGGGUGGAGUUGCACAGGAUUGUCUGCUCCUCAGAGAACCAGGGGGUCCCUGUGUUGGUGCUGGCUAACAAACAGGAUAUGGCCCAGGCACUACCAGUAGCUGAAGUGGAGAAACUUCUUGGUUUGCAUGAACUCUGCACCUCUGCCUUGAACCACAUUCAGGGCUGCAGUGCAGUCAGUGGCCUGGGCCUUCAGCAAGGCCUGGAGAAGCUCUACGAAAUGAUUCUCAAACGCAAAAAGCUUCUUCGUAACAACAAAAAGAAGCACUGAGGAAGAGGCAAGGCAAAUCAGCAAUUUUGUUAUUAUUACUCCAAGGCACUCUAUUCCGAGCAAUAUAUGAACCAACACUGAACAGAUUUCAGUUUCCCAUUUGGUGAACUCUUAAUUUUUGGACCUGCGUGCCACUGUAUGAUGGCAGCCUCCCCUGACGCUGAGGAGGGUGGGCCUCCCUUGGAAGCUGUGAACAUGGGGAGAAAGGGCCGCCUUCCAAAGAGCUGGAGGUUGAGAUAUGGCCAUGUUCCAGCAGCACCUUUACUUUGACCAUGAUGCAUUUAUAUCUUUUUUGUAAGUCGUUAAGAGGCCCUUUUAUGGGCUGUUGUUUUUUGUAUAAAACGAACUUUAAAUUAUUAAACACACCAUCUCCACA